Molecule: messenger RNA, 648 nt
Organism: Pediculus humanus corporis (human body louse)
Lineage: Eukaryota; Metazoa; Arthropoda; Insecta; Psocodea; Pediculidae
Exons: 4
Coding region: 1-648 (215 amino acids)
Source: RefSeq, a predicted model, not a curated record
AUGGAAAAAUUUUUUUUUUACGUUAGUUUUAGUUUGGUUUUUAUUAUUACAAAAUCAGGUGGAUUAAGUUUGACUUCAUCAUCGAAUAACGAAUAUAAUGAAAAAGAAGAACCUGGAUCCUUAAUUUUAUCUAGAAAACGAAGAUAUGUUGUUUUUCCAGAAGGCAGCACUCUUUCCGUAGCCGCAUGCGUUUCACCAACAGCAUUGACUGGAGCUGGAGCCAUAUUUACAAGCGGAAUAGCCUGGGCUUUAUCAUACGAUCUUCCAAAUGAAACGAUACACACUAAACAUCAUCAUCAUCAUCAACAACAUUACAUAAAACAUGAAUAUAUGAUUCACAGGCAAAAAAGAGACCUUUUUGUUCGAAUGGAAAAGCUUAUAGAUAGAUCAGGUUUCGAUGGGAAAAGUUGCGUUUUAAAAACAAUUUGCGAAACUGCUCAAAAAAUAACAUCUCGUGAAGGAAUUUUAGAAGAAAUUUUACGCAUUAUUUUUACGUAUACAACGAAAACAUUUUCAACUAAUAAUGAAAUCACAUCAGAUUUUUACGGAUUGGCUCAAAAAGCAGGAGAAAAUAAUGAAAAUUGUAACAAAUUAUUUCCGUGUCCUGUUAGUUUAUUGCAAUUAGGAUUAAAUGUAGGCAAAUAUUGA